GGAAAUGAGUUCCCGCAGCUUCCUGUUCGUUAAUCCACUUGUUGAGGAGCUGAUCCGCAGCAGGAGGCGAAUUUAAAACUUCACCCAGAACAAUGUCCGCCCGCCUGUGAGCAGCGAAGCCGCCAGUCGAGCACCAUGGUCGGGUGGAGAGAAGCCGGAGUCCUCGGUGCCUCCGCGGCGGUGGCGGGGGGCGUCGCGUAUCUGAUCUGGAACUACGCGUCCUUCUCCGGGAAGAAGACGCCUGGAGCCCGGGCCGGAGGAGCAGGAGGAGGUGGUGGAGGAGGACAGGAGGGAGAAGACAGGAAGGAGGUGGAUGGAGAGAGGAGGAGGAGGAAGGAGGAGGAAGAGGAGAAGAUGAAGAUAGUCUCUGCUGCAGCUGCUCCUCCGCCUGUUGCUGCGGACAAACACCCAGAACCACCCGAGUCCAGGCCGAGGGGGACCCAGGUUCUGGUUCUGGGUCUGGAUGGAGCCGGUAAAACCAGUCUGCUGCACUGUCUGUCCACCGGCAGCCUGGAGCAGGACAUGCAGCCGACUCAGGGCUUCAACGCCGUGUCCAUCAACAGAGAGGACCUGCACAUCGAGUUCUUAGAGAUCGGCGGUAAAGAGGAGCUGCGGCCGUACUGGCAGAAAUACAUGUCCAAGGCUCUGCUGCUGGUGUUCGUGGUCGACUCCUCCCACCCACAGCACUUCCCAGUUGCUAGGGAACAUUUACACGCGCUGCUGACCUCUGACCCCAGCCUGCCUCUAAUGGUGCUGGCCAACAAACAGGAUCUCCCGGGCGCCUGCAGCAUCACCGACCUCCACGACGCUCUGUCGCUGUCGGAGGUCGGCGACCGCAGGCUGUUCCUCAUCGGCACCUACGUGAGGAAGGGCGAGGCGGAGCUGAGCUCGGGCGUUCAGGACGCCCGGGACCUGAUCGUCCAGAUGGUUUGCGAGAGCAGAUAAGACACGUCGGUUACAGUUCGUCUGUGGUCGUUCACUUAAUCUUGUGUUUUCUUUGCACUUCUUCACUUUAUUGUUUUCACGACACCAGCUUGGCUGAAAGUCUUUUUUUUAUUUAUUUGUGAGAAAAUUAAAACGUCUUGUUUUGGGUACGUUUAGAAUAGGGAUUAAAGAACACGCUUUUUAUUUCACAGUCACCGAAUCACCAGAUCUGAAGACUGUAAUCGUUUAAAACUCGUCUCUUAGGUUCAGUCUGUUCAUGAUGGUAACGAGCAUCAUGCGCUGCCUUCACUGAUUUCAGUUCACUCUAGAGUUUGCAGAUUUAUCACCAGCGACGAGCGAACAGUUAGUUCACAUCACAGUUUUUAUUUCUUUGGAGUGAAUGCAAACAAACACAUUAAAAGCACAGUUGUAAGAAACGGUUUAUUUUUCUAAUCUCAUAAUCUACAGAAUAUUCAAUACCUCAACAUCGACCCCUUCAGACCUGGUGUUAACGUCUGUCCUGAGUGGACUCAUCACAGGUGGUCAGCGCCAGGUCCAGGUCUCCUGUCACUCGUGGUCACAGGAGACACGUUCAGGACAGGUCUUCACACCAGGUCUGAUGAGUCGUCCUGAGGAGGAGACACAUUCAGGACAGGUCUUCACACCAGGUCUGAACGGGACCUUAAAGACCUAAAAGAAGCUAAACUAGGAAGAGAAUAAACAUAUCACGCUCCGACACCAGCUGAACAUUACAUUAAUCUAUUAUUUGGUCAAAAUUGAAUCUGUGCCGACACCAAAGUUUCAAAGCAAAGCACAAAUCUGAAGAAAACUGCAGCGUGACAUGAUGUCUGGGUCUUUAAAUUUUUCUAACACUGACCCUCCACUGGAGCUGCAGACACAAUAAAUAUUAAUAUUUCAAAGCAUAGUUUCAACAGGAAACCAGCGUUUGUUUAAUGUCUAAAUGAAACAGCUGUUAAUAGGAGCAGGAAGUCGUUUUAUUGUGAUUUUAUCAACGACGUUACCAAACCGACGUGAUCUCGUUUCUCACUGGAGCGUCCGUGUUGGUUUACAGCUUUAAAAUCACUGUGACUUUUACGAUACGACGUCAUUUCCCUGUUUGAACUUUGUCUUAAUCUUAAAAAAAAAGGGAAUUGACUUUUUUGAAAAGAGAAAUUAAACCACAGGUGUUUUGCUUUAUUUUCUUUUUUUGGGGGGGGGGUAAGCUUUAUGUGUUGUCGCUGUUCAGAGAGAAGUUACCACUCAGCUUUUUACUCAUUAUCUUUGUCUUAUUACUUAUUUCAUAGGGUGAAAUCAAAGUUUAAUUCACUUUGGGAUAAAGCCUUCAUGUGUAUCACUGUUCGAAGAAUGUAAACGUUUUUAACAGCAUAUCCAAAGUUUUUCGAAAACCAAACCAUGUCCAGUUGAAAGUUAAAAAGUUUAAAGUAUUGUGUGUGGAACGGUUCCUCCCAGUUUGAUGUAGUUUUUACCAGAAGAAUUUUGGAAAGUUACACAUUUUUCUGUUCUGCAGGUUCUAAGCUUGUGCUCGUUCAGUUUGAAAUCAAAUAACAGACGCUACAUGAAAGUCUCAGCUUUAAUUUGACUUCACUGUUUAAUACUUCCUGCACAGUUCUGUUCUUAAAUACUUAAACGUAUAUACUAAAAUAAAUAUUCUAAUAAUAAAAGUUCUUGUUACAGUUUAAACAGAUUCUUUUGUCACUAAAUGAAUAAUUGAAUAAUUAAUUUGCUUCGUCUUUACACUUCUGAUUGUUGCUCUGUGUUUUACGUACAUUUGAAACCCUACACGUUUGCCACCAUGUGUUAAACAGUCUUUAUCUCCUACACAGUUAUUUCUUAUUACCUUUUUAAAAUUAAAACAGAGACUUGCUGCUUCAAUAUCAUCUCCAAUAUAUAUCUUUAUAUAUUUCAAACUGAACGUGGAGAAGCUCAGAACCUUGAAGAUCAAAAAUUGUGUAACGCUCCAGACACUUUGUCGUGGUCCGGACUGUUUGUACUGUUUUUCACAUUUAAAUAAAAAUAUUUCAAGUAA
Messenger RNA from Hippoglossus stenolepis (Pacific halibut), 2971 nucleotides. It is a transcript of the gene arl9, whose product is annotated as ADP-ribosylation factor-like 9. The coding region runs from base 136 to 945 and encodes 269 amino acids. The transcript has 4 exons. NCBI's taxonomy places the organism in Eukaryota, Metazoa, Chordata, Actinopteri, Pleuronectiformes, Pleuronectidae. Gene Ontology annotation, molecular function: GTPase activity; GTP binding. The record is from RefSeq and is a predicted model, not a curated record.